AUUUACCUGUCCAGGUAAGUCAGGAAGAGGUCAGAAGAAGAAACCAGCAGGAGUCAGGCGAAGCAGGCUCUGUCUGCUUCUCUGCCCUUUGAAAUAGAAGGGUAUUUCUUUCCUCUCCUCAGCCCCCCAUCCAGUAAAGGCCCAGCUUGGGACAUUCUUCGCUUCUCUUCGCUUCCCCUCUGGGAGCCCCUUUCGCCGUCCCUGCACCUUGCUUCUGGCAAUGCCCGAGAGGGAGCUGUGGCCAGAGGGGCCUGGCUCAGAACCCGUGACCCGCACCGGCAGCUGGGACAGCAUGACGAGCGCCACCUCCACCCGCUCUGGAUCUACUGACAGCUACGACUUCCUGUCCGCUGAAGAGAAGGAGUGUUUGCUCUUCCUGGAGGAGACCAUUGGUUCAUUGGACACUGAGGCUGACAGCGGACUGUCCACGGAGGAGUCUGAGCAAGCCACAACUCCCCAAAGUCCCCGAGCACUGCCCCUGCUCCAGCCCGCUCCCCAGGGACAUCCGGAGGAGACCGCUGCUCAGCAAAGACUAGAGCCAAGGAGAGCAACCCAGUCUAGCUUUCCCCCUCUGCCUGAACCCCAAGACCUGGGCUUCAGAUCCGGCUCCUACAGCCUCCCCCGCAAUAUCCACAUCGCCAGGAACCAGCACCUCAGGAAAAGCACCGCCCAGACGAAUAGCCAGCUGCCGGGGGAACCCACGAGGGUCACCCCAGACCCCACAGAAGAGCAGCUCAGCCAGAGCAGGAAGCCCAGCCAGGUUCCAGUCCAGAGGGUCAUCCCAGACCCGAAGGAAGAGCAGCUCAGCCAGAACAGGGAGCCCAGCCAGACUCCCGUGGGGCUCCAGGAGGCCGCCCUUGAUUUAGACACAACUCUCAUCCCCCCACCGGAGGCUUUCCGGGACUCCCAGCCCGAGCAGCGUGGGGAAGACAGCCUGCCCACGGGGCCAGGGGAGAAGACCCCCGCGCCCCAGCUCCUCACGUCACUCAGCCCCCCGAAGAGAAAGGAGACUUCUUUAGAGGCCAUGUCCCAAAACGCCAACGAGAAAGGCUCCACAGGAUCACCGGGACAACCUCGGCCUCUUCCUGCUAUGUCGUCUCAGAACACCAGAGCUACAGAUGCUUCCGUCCCACCAGGGCGGGAUCCAAAUGCCCAAGUGGCUCCCCUCACAGGGCCUAAGCCCCGGAAGCUGCCCCCUAACAUUGUUCUCAAGAGCAGCCGAAGCAGUUUCCACAGUGAACCCCAGCACUGGCUGUCCCGCCACUCCGAGGCCGCCCCAGGCGAUUCCGGCCUGGUCUCCUCUUCACUGCAGGAGCAGAGGAAAGCACAAGCACGCAAGGAAGCUCUAGCAAAGCUGGGGCUGCCCCAGGACCAAGAGAAGCCCAGCCCCCAGUUAAGUAAGCCCACCAGCUCCAUCAGGCACAAGGGGAUUGGUGCUCAGGCUCCUUCUCCCGCCCCAGCUCCAGCUCCUGCCCAGGCUCAGCCUGCACCUCAGGUCUCAGCAGCUGUGCCUGCUGCAGGGAAGGCGUUUGCUCCUGCUCCAACCCGGGGACUUUCUCCAAUGAAAGCCCUGGCUCCCGCUGCAGCUCAGGGGUCUAUUCCAGGCAAGGUUUUCCUUCCUGCCCAGGAACCCAAUCCAGGGAAGGUUCCAGCUGCCAAGUCCAUGCCAAUUCCCAUCUCUAGGGCCCCCGGGGUUGGUAGCCCCUUGACUCUGCAGGAGAGCAGCAUCCCUGGGCUGAGACAGAUGAACUUCAAGUCCAACACUCUGGAGCGGUCAGGGGUGGGGCUGAGCAGCUACCUCUCGACUGAGAAAGACCCCAGCUCCAAGACCAGCACCUCCCUGGGAAAAGACCCCUUCUUGAACAAAAUCUCACCCAGUGACUUACGUAAUUCCCGACCCCGCCCUGCCUCCUUGGGCACCGGGAGGGACUUUGCAGGGUUUCAGGUGAGCAGGCUGGCUGACCACGAGCAGAGCGCCAAGCGCCUGUCUUACCAAGGACAGAGCCGCGACAAACUACCUCGCCCCUCUUGUGUCAGUGUCAAGAUUUCCCCCAAAGGCGUCCCUGAUGAGCACAGAAGGGAGGCUCUGAAGAAGCUGGGGCUGUGGAAGGAGUAAAGUUAGGCCCUGCCCACCAGCACUGCCCGCACAACCUCGUCCCUGCCUCCUGUCCUACAAGACAGCACUCAGGGCUCCACCCAGGAGCCUUGUCCACCUCGCUGCUCAGGGGCUGGGCUGGGGGAGGCUUCUUCCGACGACGCUCUGCUCUCUGAAGGGAAGAGGAGGGAGAGAUUGGAGUCCAAGCCUAUGCUCAGAUUUAGGGUGGUUGUGCCAAUGAGUACCUGGUGAAUCAUCCUGAAGAUGAUUUUCACAAGUGUGUGUGUGUGUGUGUGUGUGUUAGGCUGUAUAUAUCACUGAAAUUAUUUAUAAGACAAGGAAUCGUUGAGAAUCCUGCUCAUGUUGGAGAUUUUUGUACAUUGGGUAGCAAUCGGCCUAAUCAGAACGGAAUCGAGAGGGGUGGCCAAGCCUGAUUAAAAAAAAAAAAAGUCAAAGGAGCUCAUGGAUGUGCUGGUGCCACAGAUGCAGCAUCACCUGGAAUGCGGGUCUUCCAGAAUUCCUGUGAUAGAUGGAGACUGGCUCAUACUUCACUCGAUCCUUCUCUCUGUGCUGGCCUUCUGGACAGGAGCCAAGAGGAGUUGGUUAUCUCUUCACCUGCUACCUUCUCACUGUCUCCCCGUCCCAGGGAUAGGACAUGUUCCUGCAACUAAAAACUCUUGGUGGAUUGAGAGCAGCAGAGCUCUUGUUGGUCUGAGAAGGCAGGAUCAGUGGCCAAAGUGCACUCCUCUGCUGGGGAGGGUCCUUGUCCACGGACUUGGUAAAUGCCCUCAUAAACUGUGCCGUGGUCCCUGGUUCUGUGAUUUCUGCUCCUGUCUCAGUCUGCUCAUGACUGACCCAGGCUGGGCUAACAAUGAGUUGGGAGCCCGAGCCCAGAGGCUUCGGUACUUACAGUAGAACUGUUUCAGGUCUUGCCACGCUAUUGCAAGUAGUUUUUAUCUUCCUCAGCGCCUAUGGAAAAUCAACACAGUACAUUCUCUGCUAGUUAGGCAUAGAAUAUCAGAGCUGGGAGGGGCCUUACAGAUGCUCAAACCCAACCCUGUUGGAGAAGGGAAGUGACCCAUCCACAGUUAAUGCCACUUAGUAGCCGAGAGCUGGGGCCAGAGCUGGGCUCCUGAUCCCAAUCCAGGCUGCAUGUACUUGUAUGCAUCCACACAGCACCCCACGGGACUUUCACUCCUAAAGCGUCUUCUGAAAUAUCAGAGAUUAAAUGCUGUUGUGUCA
Molecule: messenger RNA, 3337 nt
Organism: Pipistrellus kuhlii (Kuhl's pipistrelle)
Lineage: Eukaryota; Metazoa; Chordata; Mammalia; Chiroptera; Vespertilionidae
Gene: CUNH1orf116
Product: chromosome unknown C1orf116 homolog
Exons: 4
Coding region: 221-2116 (631 amino acids)
Source: RefSeq, a predicted model, not a curated record